AUGAGCAUAUCCGGGUUUUUGGCGGUGUUUACAAGGACCUGCGGAACCGGGUUAUUGUGAAUAUUCGGGUUUUAAAAGGGUUACUGGCUGCAUUUAAACGCACUGAAUAUGAAAUGAUCAAGUGUUGUGCUGAUGCGGUUACUGCUGGGAUCAUUAAUGAGAUGAAACAUUCAAAAAUGUUUGCAGUGAUGGCUGACGAAGCUCGUGAUGGUCGUGUUGAGCAACUUGCUGUUUGUGUGUGUUAUGUGGGGUCUGAUGACACAGUGAAAGAGCGUUUUCUUCAGCUUUCCAACCUUGAGUCCUUUGAUGCUGUUUCCAUUGCAGACACCAUAGAAAAUGUGUUAGAAUCAAAUGGAUUGCAAGAACUGAAAUGUGUUGCACAAGCAUAUGAUGGAGCAGCAGUGAUGCGUGGUCCAGUUGGAGCAGUUCAGGCUCUUUUUCGUCAAAGGCAUCCAGAAGCAGUUUAUGUGCACUGCUAUGCUCAUGAACUUAAUUUGGUGCUGUGCCACACUUGCAAGGCUGUGUCAGACGCCAGUGAUUUCUUUAACACACUAGAGAGGUUGUACAGUUUCUUUAGUGUUUCUCUGAUCAAUCAUAAGGCUUUCACUGACAUGCAAAAAGUCUUGGGUUCAAAAGAGAGUCAGCUAGUUCAGCUAUCUAAGACUAGAUGGGCAUGCCAAAGUCUGUAACUUGUGU
Molecule: messenger RNA, 696 nt
Organism: Nothobranchius furzeri (turquoise killifish)
Lineage: Eukaryota; Metazoa; Chordata; Actinopteri; Cyprinodontiformes; Nothobranchiidae
Source: RefSeq, a predicted model, not a curated record